This is a messenger RNA of Actinia tenebrosa (Australian red waratah sea anemone), 1854 nucleotides long. RefSeq lists its product as uncharacterized. Lineage: Eukaryota; Metazoa; Cnidaria; Anthozoa; Actiniaria; Actiniidae. The record is from RefSeq and is a predicted model, not a curated record. Gene Ontology annotation, molecular function: arylformamidase activity.
GCGGUUCAACACCAUGAUUUUUCCACUGGUCCUCGGAUUGGCUUUCAUUGCCACAGCACGUACAGCUCCUACAAAAUGGAUCGAUAUGUCAUAUCCAUUCGUCGAGAAUGUCACCAUCUACUGGCCCGGUAAUACUCUGUACCAACACCGUAUGGUCUUCGAGGGACACUACCCUGGCACCAAAAUCUUCAUUACCAUAUCAGAUUUCAUCGGAGGUGAACAUGGAGGAACGCAUAUAGACGCGCCAAGACACUUCAACGAAGCUGGCAUAACUUUAGAGAAAAUCCCUAUUGAAUCGAUGGUAGGUGAUGCUAUCGUGGUGAAUGUAUCAGCGAAAUGUGACCAAGACCGUGACUAUCAAAUGAGCGUUGAUGAUCUGAAGGAAUGGGAGAAGACAUAUGGACCAAUACCUGCGAAAUCUAUUGUAUUCAUGUACACUGGUUUUGGAAGGUCUUAUCCAGACAAGAAAAAGUACUUUGGAACCAACACUCCUACAAAUACCAGCACCUUCCAUUUUCCAGGAAUAGAUCCGGUCGCGGCCCAGUGGUUGGUCGAUAACAACAAGAUCAAACUCUUUGGCAUCGACACUCCUUCUUUUGACCGUGGCCAAAGUCUUACAUUCGGUUCUCAUCUAAUCCUCUUAAAAAGAAACAUCCCUGGUAUAGAGAAUGUGGCCAACCUUCACCUUCUUCCACCCAAAGGUGCCGAGGUGUUCGCUGCUCCCAUGAAGAUUAAAGAAGGCAGCGGAGGACCUUGUAGGCUGUAUGCGAGAAUCGCAGACAAAAUGGUUGUCAGUAGAGGGGUCGACCCUGGGUUCCAUUUGACGCCUGGUCUUGUCUUGAUGUCGAUCACUUUCUUGCUUAUUAAUUUUUAAUGUGUGAUUUUCAGUUUUACAUCGAUGUGUAGAUCAAGGCUCAGGCCAAACGUCGAGCUUCACAUGAGUCAAACCUAAUUUGAAACAAUGGAUAAUAAGGCGGUCUUCUUUGAUGUCAUGAGGUUCGGCGCAUGUGAAGUUCGACGUUUACCCUAAGUAACAUAAGCCUCAGUGUUAAAGCGGUUUUCUUAUCAGUGGGGAACGACCACGGCAUGACACUGAUUCGUAACCGUGCUUUGGCCGUAUCUUAACGUAACUACGAGCUGUGAAUGACUGAAUUGCUGGAAGACAAUGAGAAGAAGUUACAGUCGUACCGUGUACGUGCAGUAAGUCUGUACCGUGUGUUUAAUUUCCCACUCAUAUGAAAACAGCUUGUUCCACUGACGUCUUUACUUAGUUUGGUCGAGUCUCCGUCACCCCACAUAACUCACUCACUCACUGCAAAAGUAAGUCUGGCACAUUUGGGAAGUGCGCUGCCAGCAAAGUCAUUAAUGUGUUUGGACUACUUAUAGCUAGUCGUCUCGCGCUAACGCCUUGAGAACGGUUCAAAGCUAGGACGAUGUCGUUAAUCCCAUGCCGUGUAUCUUUAUUUUCACGCUUAAGUGAAAACUCCGCUAGAUAGUUUUUUUGAUUGACAUAUUAUGUCAUAAAACAGUGGCGAGAGUCAAGAGUUGUCUCGGAGUUUGAAGUACAGACAACACACCUGUUAGCCAAAAUACAUUCAUAGAAGGAGUAAUUCCUUGUCAAUGCUUCUUUUGUAGUUGUGAUCAUUGUUACUUGGUGUGCAUGGUAUGUGUAUCAGAAACUAAGUCCAUGCUGUAUAUUAUCCGAUCUCGUACCAAGAGCCUGUUUUUUCUUGCCUGCUGGCAUAAUUCAAUGUUUUCUCAUUUCAGACCGCGGGUCAUACGUUUGAGUUUGAGUUGCAUCCAUAUUUAUGUAUGUUCACAUGUGCCACAAUUAAACCAAAAAAAAAAGAUACU